UCUCUACCCCUCUGCUCGUCGUGUUCACAUCUCUCUCCCUCUCUAAACCUGCCGUUGCGUUUUCUUCUACUCUUUCUUUCCUCCAUCUUCCGUAUGUAGUCUUCCUUCUCACCCUCCAUCUCGAGAUUUUCUCGCUUUUCCCCCUCAGAUUCUCGUAAAUUCCCCGUUGAAUUCUCUAUCUGGAGUCCACUUUUUCUUUUUCCUCUCUCUCAAAUGCCUGCUUGGUGGACGAGAAAGUCUGGGAAAACCAAGGACGAUAGCCAUAACCAGAGUCCUCGUGGAGCCGACAAGAGAAACAGGGAAGUCAUCUCCGGAGAGAGUAAGACCAGCUUCGAUGAGGCGGUGACUCCCACGCGCGGUACUCCGCGUUGUAGCCGCGAUUUCGCGGGAUUCGAUUCGGACUCCGGCGAGAGGCGAGGACACCCACUUCCCCGACCGUCGGUUUCUUCGGUCCACAGCGAUCUCGGGAGUGGGUCGGGUUCCGGAUCGGGAUCUGUUUCGAGCGUUAGCUCCUCCGGGUCCGCUGAUGAUCAGGGUCAACUCGGUGGUUGCAGUAAUAGCAGGGGAAAUGGCGAUUUAAAAUUCAUCGUAGCACCACCACGUAGUCCCGGUAGAGGUUCCCCCAGGCCCACAUCUCCGCUGCACUGCCAUUCUUCAGGUGUGAACUCAGAUUCUCCUGUGGGGCGACAAGAUGAUGGAAGACCCUCAGAAUGUCAUCCCCUGCCUUUGCCACCGAGUUACCCGACAAGCCCUUCUGCUGUGCACGGCUCCAGGAUUGGAGGAGGACCCGAGGCUUCGUCCCCUCCAAGUGUGUCCAAGUGGAAGAAGGGAAAGCUGCUGGGGAGAGGCACCUUUGGACAAGUUUAUCAAGGAUUUAACAGUGAGAAAGGGAAAAUGUGUGCAAUAAAAGAGGUCAGGGUCAUUUCUGAUGACCAAACGUCGAGAGAAUGUCUUAAGCAACUAAAUCAGGAGAUAAAUUUGCUGAGUCAGCUUUCUCAUCCCAAUAUUGUUCAGUAUUAUGGAAGUGAAUUAAGAGAAGAAGCCUUGUCAGUCCACUUGGAGUAUGUGUCAGGUGGCUCGGUCCAUAAACUCCUCCAGGAGUAUGGUGCCUUCACAGAGCCUGUGAUCCAAAAUUACACACGGCAGAUCCUAUCUGGACUUGCCUAUUUACAUGGAAGAAACACGGUGCAUAGGGACAUAAAAGGAGCAAAUAUACUGGUGGAUCCGAAUGGGGAGAUCAAGUUGGCAGAUUUUGGGAUGGCCAAACACAUAACAGCUUGUUCUUCCAUGCUUUCCUUCAAAGGAAGUCCUUAUUGGAUGGCGCCCGAGGUUGUGAUGAACACAAACGGCUACUAUCUUGCAGUGGAUAUAUGGAGUUUGGGAUGUACGAUUCUUGAAAUGGCGACAGCAAAACCACCUUGGAGUCAGUAUGAAGGGGUUGCUGCAAUUUUUAAAAUCGGAAACAGCAAAGACAUCCCAGAAAUUCCCGACCACCUUUCAGAUGAUGCAAAGAAUUUUAUACGGCUUUGUCUGCAAAGAGACCCGUCAAAACGUCCUACAGCGUCACAGCUUUUGGAUCACUCAUUCCUCCAGGAACACACGACAAGAGUAAUUAACAAGGACAUAUCCCCUCACGCCUCUGAUAGAAGCCGUGCAUUGCCAACUAUGGAACUCUAUUCGAGGAGGUCAAGCUAUGACAAUUACUCGCAAACACCGUUGCCUGUAUCAUCAAGGGCCACCAAGAGCCCGAGCAGAGAAAAUAUAAGAACCAUCGCAUCCUUGCCGGUAUCCCCAUGUUCAAGCCCUUUACGCCAACAUGGACCGGCAUACAAAAGCUGUUUCCUAUCCCCUCCCCACCCGUCUUUCGUGUUUGCCGGGCAAGACAGUAACUACAACCUGGUGGAUUUUGCUGCAAGGCCCUUUAGGGCCAAUACAGCGUAUACAAAUGACACAACGAUUGAGCCUUCUAUGGUCAGAGCUCAAACCCCAAAUACAUUGUUGAGAUCAAGAUUGUUGUAGAAGAUGAAGCAUAAAUGCUGGAAACUGGAUAUCUCUGCCCUCAUUCUCCUAAACCCAUGUCGGUUACAUGACCCGACCGAGGAUCAUGUAAGAUGGUUGGCGUUUCUCGGGGAAUGCUAUGACGAUUCUCGGGGCAUAGAAGAUGAGGGCGUGAUAUUGAUGUGUUUGUGGCGUGUUCUACAGUUGGAGUUGGGGGAAGGGGGGGGGGGGUUUAUGAAGAAGCAGCAGAUGCAGGAGGGUCAAAUGUAAAUUUAGGGGGGAGACGAACCAAAAAACAAAAAGGAAAAGAGAAAGAGUUGGUAAAGGAGCAUACAAGAUUCAAUAGUUGUAACUUAUGUAUGUAUAGAUAGAUAAAAGAUAUAUAUAGUUCACUUGUUGUGACACAUGUGAAGAGAUAUGUAUAGAUGACACUCUUGAAUGAUGUGAUGAAACACUAAUGUUGCUGAGAUGAUGAUGUCUGGCCAUUGUUCUGUCGUUGAGGAUCUCAGUCAUUUUGUUGUUUAA
Molecule: messenger RNA, 2523 nt
Organism: Tarenaya hassleriana
Lineage: Eukaryota; Viridiplantae; Streptophyta; Magnoliopsida; Brassicales; Cleomaceae
Product: mitogen-activated protein kinase kinase kinase YODA-like
Exons: 11
Coding region: 214-2019 (601 amino acids)
Biological process (GO): protein phosphorylation
Molecular function (GO): protein kinase activity; ATP binding
Source: RefSeq, a predicted model, not a curated record